Mus pahari (shrew mouse) is the source of this 2720-nucleotide messenger RNA. It is a transcript of the gene Fzd6, whose product is annotated as frizzled class receptor 6. Bases 318 to 2447 code for a protein of 709 amino acids. Gene Ontology annotation, molecular function: Wnt-protein binding; Wnt receptor activity. Lineage: Eukaryota; Metazoa; Chordata; Mammalia; Rodentia; Muridae. Gene Ontology annotation, biological process: non-canonical Wnt signaling pathway; canonical Wnt signaling pathway. The record is from RefSeq and is a predicted model, not a curated record. The transcript has 7 exons. Gene Ontology annotation, cellular component: plasma membrane.
GCCCGGACGCUGUCCCCCCCACCGUACGCACGCCCCGGCCGUCUGGGGUGGCGGGGCCGCGCGACGCCGAGGGACAGCCGCCUUCCUCUGCCGCCCGAGGUGAGGCGUCCCCGGCCCGACGGGGCGGGCGGGCAGCGGCCGGGACCGGAGCCGCAGCAGUUACCCCAGAAUUCAUUUCCAGGAAACAACUUCUAUCAAAAUGGUAAAAAGAAUGAAAUGAGGAAUUUGUACAUUUUAUCUCUGACUUGAGAAUCUCUUGAUGCCGAAAGGAGCAUAAGAAUAAUCCAAGCCAUGUGGUAAAAUCGGAGUCUGGAAAGAUGGAAAGGUCCCCGUUUCUGCUGGCGUGCAUACUUCUGCCCCUCGUAAGAGGUCACAGCCUUUUCACCUGUGAGCCAAUCACCGUUCCCAGAUGUAUGAAAAUGGCGUACAACAUGACGUUCUUCCCUAACCUGAUGGGUCAUUAUGACCAGGGGAUCGCUGCUGUGGAAAUGGAGCACUUUCUGCCUCUUGCAAAUCUAGAAUGUUCACCAAACAUUGAAAUGUUCCUUUGCCAAGCUUUCGUACCAACCUGCACAGAGCAAAUUCAUGUAGUUCCACCCUGUCGGAAAUUGUGUGAGAAAAUAGUUUCUGAUUGCAAAAAACUAAUGGACACUUUUGACAUCCGAUGGCCUGAAGAACUUGAAUGUAACAGAUUGCCAUACUGUGAUGACACUGUUCCUGUAACUUCUCAUCCACACACAGAGCUUUUUGGUCCACAGAAGAAAACAGAUCAAGUCCCAAGAGACAUUGGAUUUUGGUGUCCAAAGCACCUUAGGACUCCUGGGGACCAAGGCUACAGGUUUCUGGGAAUUGAACAGUGUGCCCCUCCGUGCCCCAACAUGUAUUUUAAAAGUGAUGAACUAGACUUUGCCAAAAGUUUCAUAGGAAUAGUUUCAAUAUUUUGUCUUUGUGCAACUCUGUUCACCUUCCUUACAUUUUUAAUUGAUGUUAGAAGAUUCAGAUACCCAGAGAGACCGAUUAUCUAUUACUCUGUCUGUUACAGCAUUGUCUCUCUCAUGUACUUCGUGGGGUUUUUGCUGGGCAAUAGCACGGCUUGUAAUAAGGCAGACGAGAAGCUGGAGCUUGGGGACACCGUUGUCCUGGGGUCAAAGAAUAAGGCUUGCAGUGUGGUAUUUAUGUUUCUGUAUUUUUUCACGAUGGCUGGCACCGUGUGGUGGGUGAUUCUCACCAUUACGUGGUUCUUAGCUGCCGGGAGAAAAUGGAGUUGCGAGGCUAUUGAACAAAAGGCAGUGUGGUUCCAUGCUGUUGCCUGGGGGGCACCGGGGUUCCUGACCGUCAUGCUGCUCGCUAUGAACAAGGUUGAAGGAGACAACAUUAGCGGCGUUUGCUUCGUUGGCCUCUAUGACCUGGACGCCUCGCGCUACUUCGUCCUUCUGCCUCUGUGCCUCUGCGUAUUUGUUGGGCUGUCUCUCCUCUUAGCCGGCAUCAUCUCCUUAAAUCAUGUUCGGCAAGUCAUACAGCAUGAUGGCCGGAACCAAGAGAAGCUAAAGAAAUUCAUGAUUCGCAUUGGAGUCUUCAGUGGCCUGUAUCUUGUGCCCUUAGUGACCCUUCUUGGUUGCUAUGUCUAUGAGCUAGUGAACAGAAUCACCUGGGAGAUGACGUGGUUCUCUGAUCAUUGUCACCAGUACCGCAUCCCGUGUCCUUAUCAGGCAAAUCCAAAAGCUCGACCAGAAUUGGCUUUAUUUAUGAUAAAAUAUCUGAUGACAUUAAUUGUUGGUAUCUCUGCGGUCUUCUGGGUUGGAAGCAAAAAGACGUGCACAGAAUGGGCCGGGUUCUUUAAGCGAAACCGCAAGCGAGACCCCAUCAGUGAGAGCCGACGAGUGCUGCAAGAGUCCUGUGAGUUCUUCCUGAAGCACAACUCUAAAGUGAAGCACAAGAAGAAACAUUGCAAACCAGGGGCUCAUAAGCUGAAGGUCAUUUCCAAGUCCAUGGGAACUAGCACCGGAGCGACCACAAAUCAUGGCACCUCUGCCAUAGCAAUCGCUGACCAUGAUUACUUAGGGCAAGGAACGUCAACAGAAGUCCAGACCUCCCCAGAGGCAUCCGUGAAAGAGGGACGGGCAGACCGAGCGAACACUCCCAGUGCCAAAGAUCGGGACUGUGGGGAUCCUGCAGGGCCCAGCUCCAGACUCUCUGGGGACAGGAACGACAGGGAAAGCCGAGCAGGUGGUGUGAAGGAGAGAAGCAAUGGAUCAGAAGGGGCUCCAAGUGAGGGAAGGGUAAGUCCAAAGAGCAGCGUUCCGGAGACUGGCCUGACAGACUGCAGCACUUCACAGGCCGCCAGUUCUCCAGAACCAACCAGCCUCAAAGGUUCCACAUCUCUGCCUGUUCACUCAGCUUCCAGAGCCAGGAAAGAGCAGGGUACUGGCAGCCAUUCCGACGCUUGAAGAAAACGGUCUUGUUCCCCCAGAAGCACAUGUAUGUUACACUGGAAAUAACCAACGGAUUUGUCUUAUAAAGGCCACUGUUGAGCUAGGAGAGUAGCCCAGUGGUACAGCGCCCACCUGGAAUACUUGAGGACCUGGGGUCGUCUCCCAGCACUGCAAAAAGAAAAUUCACUGUUACAGUCUUCCUUGCACUUAAACUAGCUUUGUCUACUGUUUUGUUUUUUUGUUUUGGUUUCGGUUUUGGUUUUGGUUUGGCUUUUAUUUUUGUUUGUU